AUGUCGGAAUCUUUUUCAUCGCAACAGCAGCAGCAGCAGCAGCAGCAGCAGCAACAGCAGCACGUUAGCUUUAAUUUGUCAUCAGACGGUUCGCUUGACGACGAGACGGACGGGUUUCGUAACUACUAUGCGCCCUUAUCUCAAACUUUGAAUAAUGACCAUCAGUGGUCGCCAUCCACGUCACCGGACUCGGAACGCGAUCCUCACGCCGGUGGUGGUCCGCCUCACCCACCGUCUUCCUCUGGACCAGCAUCAGCGUCGUCUACGUCUUAUUAUGCCAGUCAACAGCAAGUAUUGACAAACAACAAAAAUGGCCUUGACCAGUAUGGAGGCUUGUCCAUGUCACAUACCAAUGAGAUCAUUGACCAGUCGAAAUCGCAUGAUUCCGAGCAAGUUGUGGAAAGCUCAGAAAAUAAGCGCUAUGUGCGCUUAAACACGCUGCUUGGCAAGGGCGCUUACAAGGUUGUGUACAAGGCGAUUGAUCGAGAAGAGGGCUAUGAGGUCGCAUGGAACACGAUGCAGGCGGCACCCAAAGAUCUUGAGCACGAAAUUGAUAUUCUGAAAUCGGUGCGACACCCGAACAUCAUUGCGUUCCACGACGCCUGGUAUCAAAAGAACGAGUUUGUCUUUAUUACUGAAUUGAUGACUUCGGGCACGCUGCGCGAGUACAUACGCAAGUUGAGUCUACCGAACAACAAGAUUGUAAAGCGAUGGUCGCGACAGAUUUUAAAGGGCCUGGCCUACUUGCACGGCUACAAUCCACCGAUCAUUCACCGCGACAUCAAGUGCGACAACAUUUUUAUCAACGGCGCGCACGGUGAAGUCAAGAUCGGCGACAUGGGUACGGCUGAAAUGAAGAUGGGCAAAAAAUACACCAUUAUCGGUACCCCGGAAUUUAUGGCCCCCGAAAUGUACGAAGAGCUAGGAUACAGUGAAAAGGUUGAUAUCUAUGCAUUCGGCAUGUGUCUUUUGGAGAUGGCUACGGGCGAAUACCCUUACGGAGAGUGCAGAAACCCCGCCCAAAUCUACAAGAAAGUUUCUGCAGGCGUCAAGCCGGCAUGCCUUCAACAAAUUCAGAACCCGGAGGUGCUUAGCAUCAUUGAGAACUGUCUGGGUCCCGAAGAGUCAAGACUUUCGGCACAAGAGAUCCUCGAGCAUACGUUUCUUGCUGUCGAGCCCGAUGUGGUCUUACUCGCAGCCGAUCCUACACAUGUGCAUUUGACGCUGCAGGUGGUGUUUAAGGGAUUAGACAAGUUGUCGGUCAAGUUCGAUUUCAACGGUGAAACGGACACGGCUGAGCAGGUUGUGCGGGAAAUGAUUGAAGAGCAGGUCCUCCCAGAGCGAUAUCAGCAUCAUAUCACCAAGGAGAUCAAUCGCAUACUACGCGAUCUGGACAAACCAACCAACGAGACUGAGAAGGAGAUCCAUCCGCGUCACUCGAUCUGGCGGAGGGACACAGAUGCACGUCCCGACAGCGAGAUCCAGCAUGAGCUGGAACGUACUCGCAUGGAGCUUGAACGCACCACGGAACACGCUCGUGAUAUUGAAUCCAAGUGCGAGAGCUUUGAGAAUCUGGCCCGCUCGGCCGAGAACCGGUACCGCGAGGCCAUGCGUAACUUACGAGAGCUCCAAGAGCGUCACAAGAUUGAGCUGGAAACUGUCAAGGCAGCACCGGCGGUAUCGACGCCAACGGCCAGUUACCCACCCGAACCACACGCGUCGCAGGAACAAAGUCCUUACGAGGAGCACACGGCGAGCGCGCCACCCAGUGUGGAUGUGGACAAGUUGGAAAAGGAGAGUCAAUUCGAAGCGAACUCUCCAGCAGCGCGUGAUGCGUUGGUUUCACGUAUUCUUGAAGAAUAUUCGGAUGACACCGACAUUGAGGUGUUUGUGCAAGACUGUGCACGCGCAUCGCAUCGGAACCUCGACAAGGCACACGAAUGGAUCAAAAAGUUACAAAACCAAGACAUUAUGACGGUGGGUGAUCUGCGGGAUCUGCACGAUGAAGAUUGGGCGGGUAUUGGAUUGACAGUAUUUGCUCUGAGAGCGUUAAAAAACAUGCUCAAGGGCAAAAAACUGGCUGGACAAAACAUCACCACGGCGACCGGUUCUUCUUAUGGUGGUGGCCCUGUUACUGGCUCCAGCACGCCCGCCUCUUCUGCACCUCCAUCAGCGCGUCUUUCUCCUCCGUCCACUUAG
Zychaea mexicana is the source of this 2199-nucleotide messenger RNA. RefSeq names its product kinase-like domain-containing protein. Gene Ontology annotation, cellular component: cytoplasm. Gene Ontology annotation, biological process: intracellular signal transduction; protein phosphorylation. Gene Ontology annotation, molecular function: ATP binding; protein serine/threonine kinase activity. The record is from RefSeq and is a predicted model, not a curated record. Lineage: Eukaryota; Fungi; Mucoromycota; Mucoromycetes; Mucorales; Lichtheimiaceae. The coding region runs from base 1 to 2199 and encodes 732 amino acids. The transcript has 4 exons.